UCUUAUGUCGGGAGUGGAUUGACCAUGUGACCUAAAAACCAAUAGGUGUCAUCUACUCCUUUUGUUGUACCGAUGUACCAAGUUUGGUGUCAACCAGGUAAAUAAUUCUUUAAAAAUAGAAGACAAUAUAUUACUAUGUCGAGUUUAACUAUUGACCUUUGACCAUGUGACCUUAAAAUCAAUAGAGGUAAUCUUCUAAAGAUGUACCAGUGUACCAAGUUUGAUAUCUGUCAAGCAAAGGGUUCUCUAGACAUUGAGUGGUCAGUAUAUUCUUUUGUCCAGUUUGACCUUUGACCAUGUGACCUCAACUCAAAUAUACAUGUAGGAUUUGUAAAGUUGAUUACUUAAUCCUUUACAUAUAUUGAUAAUUUAUCAGAUUUAUCUUGCCCGCACUAAUUGGUAUCGGCGGACCACCCACUGAAAUUAUUUCGUAGGAAUUUGUAAGGAUCGUGUAUUCUAAGGUUGAGUUCUUUUUUGAGGAGCCUGCAAUUCUUUUGAUCCUGGUUGUGAAAGUCUUAACACCGGAUCGGUACGGCGCAGUAGCUUAGUGGUAGACCGUUCGCUUCGUAACUGGGAACUCCGCUUGUGACAUAACCGCGCCAAACCUAAGAUUAGUGACUGUUCCUUCACCAAACACUCGGCAUUUAGAAGUGAGAAUCCCGUUUAUUUCGGACAUGACCUUAAAAAUGGAGGUCCCAUGUCGCGACAGGCGUUGACACGUUAAAGAACCAUCGAUCACUGCUACGGCCCUGAACGUUAAGCAUAGGUCUAAAUUUAUGGUAUUUCACCUACAGCUGGUAACGUCUCAAUAUGAGUGAAAAAUUCUCAAAGGGACGUAAAACAAUCAAUCAACCGUUCAGGUGCAAACUCCGUUCAGCGUUCACACUACGUCACAGAGGUAGGGUAGGUACCACCGGAUUCAGUAAGCGUGGCCAGCAACGAUACUUUCCAGGUCACUGUUUAAAUACAUAGACGUGAUAACAAUAAUGUGAAAUAAAUACCUCUUAUCUUGAUUGCUUUUAACACGGUUUCAUGUUUUGCCAUCAUUGAACAAAGCGUACUUAUUCAUUGGUUAAUCAAGAUAAUUGUGAUGUGUGAAUUUACCUGAUCAAAUUGCUGCUAAUAUCCGGUCCACGAUGUAUUCAAAUCAGUUUUACAUUCACACUGAGCAGUCACAUGCUCAACAAUGGCUGAUUUGAAAAAAAUAUAUCCUGUAAUUAUUAUUUUCUUUUCCUUAAAUAGCUUUCAUUGUCAAAGAACAGAAAAUGUUCGAAAUAUUGUACGAGAUAUUUUUGAAGCAAGAAAAUACGACAAGAGAAUUCGACCUGUCCAAAAUUUCUCCGAUUACGUUUUGAUAAAUAUCUCAUUUGGGAUAUCGGGAAUAAAUUUCCUAGAUGAGAAGACCGGAGUAUUUUCCGUGACGGGAUUUCUGGAUAUUUCAUGGAAAGAUGAAUUCCUGAUAUGGCAACCAGAGGUAUACGACAAUGUAACUUCUUUUACUUUACCUCAAGGAAACACGUGGUUGCCGGAUCUCAUCCUUACAAAUGGUGUCAAGAAUGUCAAAGAAUGGGGAGGAGACUCUUACUAUUUACUUAUAAACCACACUGGAGAGAUCGGCUGGUGGCCAUAUCAAGUAUUUCAAACAUACUGUGAAAUAGACGUGGUGUACUUUCCUUUUGACACCCAAACUUGUGAUCUUGUAUUUUCAAUUUGGAACCAUGACAUUUCUAUGGUACAAAUGUCACCUGGUGAAAUAACGUUAUAUGAAUAUCACGAAAACGGGGUAUGGACAUUGUCAUCCAAUAAAGUUACGGUGGGAUUAGAUGAAACAAAACUGUACAGCAAACUUAGAUUUUCAUUUACACUUCGACGAAAGUAUAAAUUUUAUUUAUGGAAUUUGAUUUUCCCACUUAUAUUGCUCGGAAUUUUGAAGAUUUGUUCGUUUUUCAUUCCUGCACAGAACGGAGAAAAGGUAUCAUUUGCCAUAACUCUCUUUCUAUCGUAUGGUGUGUUUCUGAAUUUGAUAAUUUCUUCUUUACCGGAAAACUCCGAUUCGAUAUCCUUAGUUUGUGCAUACACGGAGGUAGAACUAACAUUGGGGGUCCUCCUAGUCUUCAUUGCGAGUAUACAGGGGAAGAUAUGCAGUCGAGAUCAUCGGCUUGAGUUUUCUAAGUACGAUAUUUAUUUGAUUCGGAUAUUCUAUAAGAAGGAAUGUUUACAGAAAUGCAUGAAGAAUGCGAAGGAAGGGAAGACUGACUGGACACUAGUGACGUCAGCUAUCGAUAAACUUAUGAUAAUUCUUAUGAUGUUUAUAGAGAUUUUAAUGCUUUGCAUAUUUUCUCUUGUUUUCUUAUAUUCAUUAUAAAUGAAUUAAAGUAAAAAUCAAAUGUUUAUUUUUCAAUCCAUACGACAGUAAAAUAAUCUAUUUACGCAAAUAUAUUUAGAAAAAAAGACAAUAAUGGAAAGACAAGAAAACGAAAAUUGAACAUGGGAUGCUAUCGAUAUAACUAAACAAGAGGCCUAUGGGCCGCAUCGUUCACCUGAGCAAUUGAAUUUUCGCAAGUAAAACCACAUAUGUUUUGUUGUAACUUUGUUUUAUCCAUUCCGUACUCAAAUUCAAAGUAUCAAAACAGACUA
This is a messenger RNA of Ostrea edulis (European flat oyster), 2637 nucleotides long. RefSeq names its product neuronal acetylcholine receptor subunit alpha-2-like. The transcript has a single exon. NCBI's taxonomy places the organism in Eukaryota, Metazoa, Mollusca, Bivalvia, Ostreida, Ostreidae. The record is from RefSeq and is a predicted model, not a curated record. Bases 1187 to 2365 code for a protein of 392 amino acids. Gene Ontology annotation, molecular function: neurotransmitter receptor activity; transmembrane signaling receptor activity; extracellular ligand-gated monoatomic ion channel activity. Gene Ontology annotation, biological process: nervous system process; signal transduction; monoatomic ion transmembrane transport. Gene Ontology annotation, cellular component: synapse; neuron projection; membrane.